CAAUCCAUGACGUUCCAUAGCACAAAUAAACAGCAACAAUACUUGACAGAUGUAGCUAGCUAGCUUAUACCAUAGAAGAAAGAGAAGCAGAAACUAGCUAUCAUGGCUGCUUCCGUGGUUAGGUGGUUGAGGGGAUUGUACGUUUUCUUUUUGACAUGUCAGCUAUCCGUCUUGGCUUUCUUGAAUCUAGAGGAAUUAAACGAGGUGAAAUAUGGGAUCCAGAUUCUUCCCGAUCCUGUCAUUAUGGGGCAGGCUAAGACAGAAGAAGUCAUGCUGGUGUCCAGCAAAUACAAGCAGAUGUAUGAAUGUCGCCUUCCAGCCCAGGCAGUGAGGUUUCACCAGGACCGAGCCUCUGAGCCUGACUCCCAAGGCUACACCGGACCAGGCAUCCCAGACCUGCUCAAGCCCAUGCACACUGCCCCCUGCCUAGUGAAGACAAAAGACUGGUGGACAUAUGAGUUCUGUUAUGGACAACACAUUAGACAGUACCACCUUGAGGACACAGACAUCAAAGGGGAUGUUCUCUUCCUGGGGUACUAUGAUUCAGAGUUUGACUGGAACAAUGAAACAGCCAAGGCCUCCAAGCAACACAGACUGAAGCGCUACCACAGUCAGAGCUAUGUCAAUGGCUCCAAGUGUGACCUGAACGGGAACCCCAGGGAGACUGAAGUCAGGUUUGUGUGUGAGGAGGGCUCGGGGGACUACGUGGCCCGUGUGGAUGAGCCCCAGUCGUGCCGCUAUGUGCUGACGGUCCACACCACCCGCACCUGCCAGCACCCCUUCCUGCGCCCGCCCUACACCGCCAAGCCCCAGGGCAUUGUGUGCCAGCCAGCCCUCAGCACCCAGCAGUACAUGGACUAUGUCAAGGCCCAAGUCUCGGAUACGAAACGUAAAGUGGAGCAGAUCUCAGAGGAGCUGAAGACUCUUGAUGAGAUGUUGGCUGGUGACGAGGGGACAGACGAGGACUCAGCGACGCCAACUGAUGACCCAGAUGUCCUGGGGUCAGACACAAAAGAUGCAGUUCUGACCUCUGAAGAGCCCGAGGAUUCUGAUUUCUGGGAGGGAGUGACAAAGCCAGGGAGUACCACAGCAACUGACACCACUUCAGAGCAUCAGGCUGGAGAGGAUGCCUAUGAUAAUCAGCUCACAGACAAUGAGGUCACAGAGGAUGCUUUUGGAGAUGAACAAUUUAACUUCAAGAUCAUCACUGACCCUGCAGACCUGAUGAAAUUUGUGCAGCAUCUCAAAGAGAGCAACAGAAAGAAAGCAGAAAAUGAAGCCAAACAAGAACGAGAGGAACUCCAAAACGAGAAGGAAAAGGAGAGGGAUGAGGAGGGGGAUGAAGAAGAGCAUCUCUUGCUGCAGGAGUUUGAGGAGGAGAUAGCUGACAUCUCAGUGCCUUCUGCCAACAUUGAGGAAAUGAAAGGGGAAAUGCAAAAGGAGUUUGACAACAUCAUAGACGAGGCUCAGCAAGAACUGGAGACCGAGGGUCUGAAGGGGGAGUUUGACCGCACUCAGGCAACCCAGACCCUGGAGGCUACUCUGGACAAGCUGCUGGACCGCCUGGAGGACAAAGAGGCCAGGGACACAGAGGCAGAGCCCCAGACAGAGGGAGGCCAGAGGGCCAACGACCCAGCCAGGGGUAGUCCCAGCCUGGCCCCUCGACAGCCAGACCAAGCGGCUGACGACCUUGUUAAGAUCAGAGUUACUAAGUAUAAGACAGGCAGCAGUCCCGAUGGGGAGGUCAAAGUUCAGGAGAUGGGCGAAGGUGACCCCCAGUGGCAGCACAUUAAGGACGUGGUUAAAGAACAGCUAGAGAAGGCGGGACUGAAGGCCGAAGGUAAAAUUGAGGUGAAGAUUAUAACACGAAGGACAGCUGAGGAGGCUGGGGACCAGUGGUUGACUGAAGAAGAUACCAAGUCCUUCAGAGAGCUGCUCAUCAACCUACUGACAGGGGGAACAGAAGAGGUUUACAAGGAGCAAAAGAGACAGCAGGAGUUGGAAAACAACUACAGAUUUGUAUGGGGAGAGAGACAGGAAGAGGCCCAGUCCACCAGUACUGCACCGGACUCGGAUGAUGUGGAGAUAUGAGCUCUGGGGAGACGUUUCCUCGCAUCGUGGGAACCAAGCACCUGUGGAGACAAGGAGUGUCCCUCUCCCCUGUCAGAGCUCUGAACUCACUGUCAAGUCUCAGCCUCCCCUGGGGCCCCACUGGUAAAACCAGUGUCCACAGACACACCUGUUUCCACACUCAGAAAUAUGUUGUGUCCGUAUCAGGCACUUAUGUACCUUGCACAAACCAAUCCAAUUGUCUCAGCUGUGGUAGUGUAAUAGUGUCAGGUUUUUUUUCUCUCUAGUGAGAGGCCAAUGUGAUGGCUGAAAAAGCAUUAUUUCAAUGUUGAUUGCUAUCAGUUGGAAUCAGAGGAGGGUGAAAAACACCAUGGACUGGACAAUUUGCACAUGUGAAAAUGUCUCUUUCUUGGACUGUAUAUGAUGUUGAACUUUGCAUUUCUACAGAACUAUGAUACCCUCUCCUGUAUCCACAUAGCAGUGCUUAUAAUUACUCCUCUGUAUUUGUUUGCUGCUCUACACUGAUUAAAUCACCUCAAUGAGUGAUGCACUGGGGGAAUUGACCUGCUAUUUACGCUUGGCUUCACAACUGGAUGAAUACAAUAUGUUUGCAAAAUGAGUGUUUUGUUCAAUUGAUCUUUUAUUUUUUAUUUUUUUAUUCUGCAAUGUUUAAAAAGAAUGCAGGUUUGGAAUCCUGAAAAAGAUUGAGACACAUAUGCUGUUGUAGGCUGGGUACCAGUGUCUCCACUCUCUGUACACCAUGUCAUGUGCCAAAGAGGCUGGCCUUUCUGCUAUCUUCAAUUAACAUUCUAUUGUUAAUGAGCUCGAGCAGAUCCUGAUUCGAUCGGAAUUUUUGUCACUUUUUUUCUCCACAGAGCAUGUUGGUAUCCGGUUGCUUUUUUUUGUUUGUCCAGAUGAAACCAAUCUGUCGAAAGUUUCUACAGUAGCACACGUCUAAAUUCUCAAACUAAAUACAUACUGCAAUUCCAUCCACAAAAUGUCUUAAUUCAACUUGCUAACAGCUAAAUGUUUUUUAAAACUUUGUUAUAAAUUAUCGUUCUAUUUCCGAUGUUCCACAUGUUGUCAAGGUAAAUAUGUUAAUUCCGGCAGCCACAGAGCAACUCCGCUAUAAAUCCAGCACAUAUUAAACAGUCUCUUUGGCAAUGACAAGGGGUGGAAUGUUAGUCUGAGUACCAGCCUCUUAAGCUAAUGUUGUGGUUUAGAGGUUGAACCACAGUUUAAAUCAGAAUGAGUGUCAUUUAGUAUAGCUUUUCCUCUUUAAUUACAUUACCAAGUUAACUUCGUCAUUGUGGAAUUGACAUGCUUGUUGAAGCAAUCAUACUUCAUAUGGAUUUUGUAGUGUUUUAAAAGAUGAGAAAUGUUUCUGGAAACUUGACAUUUAUAAAAUUUGAAUGUUCAAAACCGUUA
Molecule: messenger RNA, 3498 nt
Organism: Oncorhynchus mykiss (rainbow trout)
Lineage: Eukaryota; Metazoa; Chordata; Actinopteri; Salmoniformes; Salmonidae
Gene: os9
Product: OS9 endoplasmic reticulum lectin
Biological process (GO): endoplasmic reticulum unfolded protein response; ERAD pathway; retrograde protein transport, ER to cytosol
Cellular component (GO): endoplasmic reticulum lumen
Source: RefSeq, a predicted model, not a curated record